Messenger RNA from Perca flavescens (yellow perch), 1538 nucleotides. RefSeq names its product C1q and TNF related 13 (gene c1qtnf13). The coding region runs from base 36 to 1151 and encodes 371 amino acids. The record is from RefSeq and is a predicted model, not a curated record. Gene Ontology annotation, molecular function: protein binding. The transcript is spliced from 2 exons. NCBI's taxonomy places the organism in Eukaryota, Metazoa, Chordata, Actinopteri, Perciformes, Percidae.
UAAGAGGAACUUUAUUUACAAAGCUGUCUAAGAAGAUGAAGUUCAGCAUGCAUUUUCUGUCUCAACAAAGCCCAACAGCUCAUUGGAGCACACACUGCUACCUGGCAUGUGUAUUUAUCAUGAUUGCCUGGUCUGGACCAGCUUCUCCCCUUCAUGCCCCUCCAGUGACAACAGGACUCCGCUCUGCUUUCUCUGCCACACGAACCAACAGCGUAGUGGGGGGCAAGCAGAAGGCAGUGAGCUUCGACAGGCUCAUGGUCAAUAUUGGAGGGGAUUUCAAUCCAGACACCGGUCACUUCCGCUGCCGCAUCCCCGGGGCUUACUACUUCUCUUUCUCCGUGGGGAAAUUUCCAAAGAAGAUGCUCUCUGUGAUACUGGUGAAGAAUGGAGAGGAGGUGCAGGCUAUAGCGUAUGAUGACUACCGCAAGAAAGGGAGGAAAGUUCAAAGCCAAAGCAUAAUGAUCACUUUGAAGGAAAUGGACACAGUGUGGCUGCUUUUACAACAGAGUCCUCAAUAUGCCUUGUACAGCAAUGCUGGCCCUUACAUCACCUUCUCUGGUUACCUCGUCUAUGCUGACAUCUCCCCAACCGGCUACAUCAGAAACCACCUGUCCCCAUCAGGGCUGUCCUACCCACAGUGUCCCCCUCAGGCUGACCCCUUGGCCAGAGGUCUGACGUCAGAGCAGCCACGGUCUGCCUUCUCUGUGGCGCGGACAUCCACACUCAUUGGUCAGAGUAUCAGGCAGCUGGACAAGCCACCUCUGACCUUUGAUGUGGAAUACGUCAACAUCGGGGGGCAUUUCAACAAAACCUCAGGCCUGUUCACCUGUCGCUUCCCAGGAGCUUACUUCUUCGCCUUCACAGUGGGAAAACACCCUCGUAAGGCUGUUUCUGUGAAGCUGAUGACCGGGAAGGGCGAGGUGCAGGCAAUGGUGUUUGAUGAGGACACUUCGAAGAGACGGGAGAUGCAAAGUCAGAGCUUGCUGCUGUCUCUCCGCCGAGGCGACAAUGUGUGGCUGUACAGUCAGCAGGAUGAGCGUUAUGCUGUCUACAGCAACCAGGGGAGGUACACCACCUUUUCUGGCUUCCUGGUUUAUCUUGAAGCAGAAACACUCCCACCUCCCACCACCCAGGACAGAACUCAACUCUAAAUGUCUUUACCCUUCAUAACACAAUCUGAUGGUUAAGUAGAAAAUCUGUAGAUUAUUUUCUAUGUGGAUAGAGCAGGAAAAAAAAAUCUGUGGUCAGUAUAGUGUAACUACAUUUAGCCUACUGCUUUGUUUCUUUGUUUCUUUGCUUUUUGUUUAUUUUCUCUAGUGUGAAUAAUGUAACUCCAUUGACAUAUAUAUGUGUAACUCCAGGGAUAACGGUUGCUGCCAAAUUUCUCCACAAGAUGGUGCUAUGAUACAAUUAUGGUCACUGACCAGCAUGCAAUAUGGUUAUUUUUGUCCUUAAAGUGCAAUUAGCUGCAAGACAUGGCAACAAGAAAAGUUGUGUUUAUGUAACAACUUGUCAAUCAAUACAAUUGGGGGUUUGGU